Mya arenaria is the source of this 1938-nucleotide messenger RNA. RefSeq lists its product as uncharacterized. Bases 1 to 1938 code for a protein of 645 amino acids. NCBI's taxonomy places the organism in Eukaryota, Metazoa, Mollusca, Bivalvia, Myida, Myidae. The transcript has 3 exons. The record is from RefSeq and is a predicted model, not a curated record.
AUGGCGCUAAUUGUCCGCACGCUCCCGGCAGGUGGCUUCCCAACAGACGACAAUAUUUAUGUCUUACAGCACAGUCUAACAGUAGCCUUACAGCAGCCCUACAGCAGCCUUACAGCAGUCUUACAGAAGCCUUACAGCAGUCUUACAGCAGUCUUACAGCAGUCUUACAGCAGUCUUACAGCAGUCUUACAGCAGUCUUACAGAAGCCUUACAGCAGUCUUACAGCAGUAUUACAGAAGCCUUACAGCAGUCUUACAGCAGUCUUACAGCAGUCUUUCAGCAGCCUUUCAGCAGUCUUACAGCAGUCUUACAGCAGUCUUACAGCAGUCUUACAGCAGCGUUUCAGCAGCCCUACAGAAGCCUUACAACAGUAUCACAGAAGCCUUACAGCAGUCUUACAGCAAUCUUACAGCAGCCUUACAGCAGCCUUACAUCAGUAUCACAGAAGCCUUACAGCAGUCUUACAGUAGCCUUACAGCAGUCUUACAGCAGUCUUUCAGCAGCCUUUCAGCAGUCUUACAGCAGUCUUACAGCAGCCUUUCAGCAGCCCUACAGCAGCCCUACAGCAGUAUCACAGAAGCCUUACAGCAGUCUUACAGUAGUCUUACAGCAGCCUUACAGCAGCCUUACAGCAGUAUCACAGAAGCCUUACAGCAGUCUUACAGCAGCCGCCUUACAGCAGUCUUACAGCAGUCUUACAGUAGCCUUACAGCAGUAUCACAGAAGCCUUACAGCAGUCUUACAGCAGCCUUACAGCAUCUUACAGCAGCCUUACAGCAGUAUCACAGAAGCCUUACAGCAGUCUUACAGCAGUCUUACAGCAGCCUUACAGCAGUCUUACAGCAGUCUUACAGCAGUCUUACAGCAGUCUUACAGCAGUCUUACAGCAGUCUUACAGCAGCCUUACAGCAGUCUUACAGCAGUCUUACAGCAGUCUUACAGCAGCCUUACAGCAGUAUCACAGAAGCCUUACAGCAGCCUUACAGCAGUAUCACAGAAGCCUUACAGAAGUCUUACAGCAGUCUUACAGUAGCCUUACAGCAGUCUUACAGCAGUAUCACAGAAGCCUUACAGCAGUCUUACAGCAGUCUUACAGCAGCCUUACAGCAGUCUUACAGCAGCCUUUCAGCAGCCCUACAGCAGCCUUACAGCAGUAUCACAGAAUCCUUACAGCAGUCUUACAGCAGUCUUACAGCAGCCGCCUUACAACAGUCUCACAGCAGUCUUACAGUAGCCUUACAGCAGUCUUACAGCAGUCUUUCAGCAGCCUUUCAGCAGUCUUACAGCAGUCUUACAGCAGCCUUUCAGCAGCCCUACAGCAGCCUUACAGCAGUAUCACAGAAUCCUUACAGCAGUCUUUCAGCAGCCUUUCAGCAGUCUUACAGCAGUCUUACAGCAGCCUUACAGCAGCCUUACAGCAGUAUCACAGAAUCCUUACAGCAGUCUUACAGCAGUCUUACAGCAGUCUUACAGCAGUAUCACAGAAUCCUUACAGCAGCCUUACAGCAGCCUUACAGCAGUAUCACAGAAUCCUUACAGAAGUCUUACAGCAGUCUUACAGCAGUCUUACAGCAGUCUUACAGCAGUCUUACAGCAGCCUUACAGCAGCCUUACAGCAGCCUUACAGCAGUAUCACAGAAUCCUUACAGCAGUCUUACAGCAGUCUUACAGCAGUCUUACAGUAGCCUUACAGAAGCCUUACAGCAGCCUUACAGCAGCCUUACAGCAGUAUCACAGAAUCCUUACAGAAGUCUUACAGCAGUCUUACAGCAGUCUUACAGCAGUCUUACAGCAGCCUUACAGCAGCCCUACAGCAGUCUUACAGUAGUCUUACAGCAGUCUUACAGCAGUCUUACAGCAGCCUUACAGCAGCCUUACAGCAGCCUUACAGCAGUAUCACAAAAUCCUUACAGCAGUCUUACAGCAGUCUUACAGUAG